This is a messenger RNA of Anguilla rostrata (American eel), 2812 nucleotides long. Its product is annotated as SAM domain-containing protein SAMSN-1-like. The coding region runs from base 565 to 1722 and encodes 385 amino acids. NCBI's taxonomy places the organism in Eukaryota, Metazoa, Chordata, Actinopteri, Anguilliformes, Anguillidae. Gene Ontology annotation, molecular function: protein binding. The record is from RefSeq and is a predicted model, not a curated record. The transcript is spliced from 8 exons.
AGUUGUGUCUUUGAACAACAAUACAAUGGACUGGAUUCAGUUAACAUUUGAAUUACAAAUACAUUUUCCUUUUAUAUUCACAAAGCAGUUGAGUUCAUUUGGGUGAUAUAUGAACUUGCCUAAGUGUCUUUGUGAAGAAAAAACAAAUUAGUGUUUCAAUCCAAAUGUUUAAAUAACAAUGAUUAAAUCCACACCACUGCCAUGCCUGUAACAUUUGGGCUGGUUAAGUACCCAGUGACAUUGCAAAGUGCCAUAUCAAACACCAUUAGCUUGAUUGAUUAAAGUAAUUCAGUUUCAAUUUUGACCUCCCCAGCUCACGUCCCGGACUUCUUAUUGAAGAACGACAGCCUCGUCACAUCACGCACAGGUCCGGCAAAAAACCAAGAGCAGAAGCCAGGCGAAGACGCCCAGCAGCGGGUCACCGGGAACGACGUUGCACCUGUGGUCCAGACGUGGAGCCCCGAGCCACGCCCAGGCCAUCAAAGCUGUGGCAGCUCUGCUGAGUUUCCCCUGCCCUGGGACAUCCCCCACCACACCUGCCGCAGGCCCCUCACCGAGUAUCACAUGUGCAAUUACGACUUUACCCUGCCCCGCAGCGCCAACUGGGAAAGGUUUGAGUACCUCUUCCAGGAGCGCCACCGCAGGACGCAUCUCGCACCAUCGCGCAUUGUCCACUCAAUCACCGAUCUGCAUAUCUGUGAUCAGCGAUCAACCAGCUUUGGGAGAUUUGAUGCCUUCAGAAAUCAUCCAUCACCAAGCAAGCCAGAGGAAAAUGGCGGGGCUCUGCCUGUUGAAGGGGAGUCUGAAAUUGAGAGCUGUGAUCAGAGUAAACAUGGCAGCAUUGGAAAGAAAAUGAAGGCCAUCUCCUUGACUAUGCGCAAGAAGAUGGGCAGGAAGUAUGUGAAGGCUUUCUCAGAGGAAAUGGCUGAUGAUGUGGACCACGGAGGAGAGGAGGAGGGGGAGGCCGAGGGUAGCCGUCCCCUGGGAAAAGGUUCCAGGAGGACUAGCAACUCCCUGGAAAGCCUUAACAGUGGACAGAGCUCCUCCAGCGGUGUCACCAAUGGGUCUGAUAGCUCCACCAACAGAGACAGCCUGAGACUGGAGGAGGACGUCCCGUACACCGGACAUUUCUGCGGGAGAGCCAGGGUUCACACUGACUUCGUCCCAAGCCCGUACGACGCAGAUUCCCUCAAACUAAAGGUUGGGGACGUAAUUGACAUCAUCAGCAAGCCGCCCAUGGGUAUAUGGACCGGCAUGCUCAACAACAAAGUUGGAAAUUUCAAAUUCAUCUACGUUGACAUCAUUGUCCAGGAAGAGGCCGAACCUGAAAGGGCGCGGCCACAGAGGCAGAGCAAGCACCUCCAAUCCGGGACUCUCCAGGAGCUGCUGGAGGGCCUUCAUUUACAGGAGUACACCUCAUCGCUGCUUCUCAAUGGCUAUCAGACCGUGGAGGAUCUAAGGGAUUUGAAGGAGAAACAUCUCAUUGAGUUGAAUAUGAUGGAUCCAGACCAUAGGCAUCGGCUGCUGGCCGCUGCAGAUUGCGGCAUCGACGCAGAGACACAAGGUGAAAAUGAGACGGCCGGCAGCCCCGGAGCAGAGUCUCAGUCAGCCAGUCCGAAGAUGGAUGAUGACUGCACAAGAGACUCAGGCUGCUACAUAACGUCCGAGCCCACCGACAAUGGGAGGGAAGACGCAGGAAGCCACCCAUCGACCCUGAGUUAGGCCGAGGCCCAACUGCAACUGUCAGUGUCACACUUCUUCUCCUACUUCAUUCUGUCACCAUCACCUAAUGUGCAAUUACAUUACAUAGUGUCCCCCACUGUGUAAUUCUGGCCCCAAGUGGUUCCACCAUAGAGCAUUAACACUGGAGCUGGAGAGGGUAGAAGGGCCAGGCGAUGAAGCCUAGGAAGUAAUGGGAAACUAGCCUCUACUGCGCAAAACAGCUUGCCGCCCAUUGAAUUCAAUUGAAAUUGAGGGUAGAAAACCAAGGUGAUUUAACAACCAAAGAAACCUCAUGUCAGUUCUUCAUGAUCAUAAAAUUCAUUAUGUGUGCAAUUUGUUUGGGGAAGUUUGGGGAAAAUAUUGAAAUUUAUUUACUGUACAUUUUCCCAAAAUAUUAAACAUAUUUUUUUAUAAUCUGCUUUUCAUAUGAAACGUAUAUGUAAGGAUUGUUACUUGAGUUUCAAAAUACCAUUGGAGAAGUUUUAUUUUGCCUUCAAAAGCUUGGUAUUCCCCAUCCACUUUAAUGAGGAGCUCCAUGCUUUGCGCUCAACAUGCACAGUGCAGGUUUACUUCCAGGGCUUCACAGCUUAGGUAGGGUGAGGUCAUGCUUUCCUGUCUAGUAUAAAAUAUGCAUGUCUAUGGGUUCCAUGGACCUCUAUAUUUAUACUGUAUCUAAAGUAUUUUUUUUAUUUUUUUGUUUCAUUCUGUUCCUUAUACCACAUGACCAGAUUCCCUGACUUGACAACAUAUCAAGUGACUCCUUGUCAGACUGGGUUACAAGAGUGCAUCUGAGGCCAGGGGAAACAGCUAGGACUAUUUUGGCACAGUAGCGGUCGUUAUGGGACAUUAGCGUCCAUGCUGUAGUGUCUAUGUUUGUGUGUGAGGAUGCACUUGCUUUUAUGCUAGACAGUGUUAAGCUAUUUCCAACAGCCUUGAGAUCUUUUACUGAAAAAAAAGAAUACACCGUAAAAUGAAUGCACUGGGCCAUUGGCAAAUACUGUAUAUACAAUAACUUGUUUUGUAUUUCAAGAUACUAUGUGACUGUAGAAUACACACAUGCAUUACUAAAGUAAUAAAAAGGUUACUGUGA